GCCCAAUCCAAGCGGAGAGAGCGCGCGGACGCAGCAGUGGCGGCACAGGCGCGGGAAUAGGACGGGGGCGGGCCCGUCGGCGGUGCCGUGCGAUCGAGCGAGGCGGGUGUCGGCUGCCGGCUGCAUGGGGCGGCGGCGGCGCCGGGUGGACCGGGCGGAUGGGGCGGGGGCCUUGCCCGAGGCCAUCGCCUCGCUGAGUCGGACGCUGCCCGGCGGUCCCAGCCCCGAGACGUUUCGCCGCGCCAAGUUCGACCGUCCGGAGGCGGCCCCGGCGCUAUGGCGGCUGCUCUUCUGUGUGCUCUCGCAGCUGGGGGUUGGCGGCGCCACGGCCUCCCCCGCCCCGGAGGCCCAAGCCCGUUGGGUGAAGUCAGAGCUGCUCUCCCAGGGCUACCCCCGGCAGGGGCUCGCUCAGCUCCCCGAGGAUGGUUCCGGGGGCAGCCGCGAGCUGCUCCUGGCUCUUUCCUGGCUCCUGGCCCGCCAGCCCCUGCCAGAGCGGCUGCUGGCCCAGACCCACGUGCAGCUGGGCGACGAGAUGCCUGUGUGUGAGUGUGACAUCCUGGCCAGCCAAGGCCUGCCUGCACCAAGAGCAGAAGCAGAUGGCCCCGUGGAUGCCCGCCACCUGCAGUGGCUGAUGGGAAAGCUGCGGUUCCGGUGGCGAACACUGAUGGCCAGUCAGCAGGAGCAGUGUGCCCUCCUGGGCAAGAUCCACUGGUACACUCGAGGCUGCCACAGUGACCGCCGCCUGGGCCACCUGUCUGUUGCCGAAACGGAGCUGCUCAGGGACCCUGAGAGUGGCCGGCAGCUGCUGCGGAGGCUGGAGAGUGAGAACGCACGCCUGGAGGCCGCUCUGGAGUGGCGGCACCGGGAGGUGGUCUUCUGGCCCUGGAUGGACACGGUCCUGGGAGCCUGCCCCCCGGAGACCCCACAGCCUGCGUCUGUGCCCAGGCCCUGCGAGUUUGGGGCUGAGGAGCUGGAGCGGCAGCUGCGGGCCCUGCAAGAGGAGCUGCGGGCUGCGGUGGAGGCCCGGCGGGCGGCCUGGGAGGCCAGGGUUGGAGGCCGGGGCCUGGAGUGGAGCGUUGCCCAGCGGGCCACACAGGAAGCUGUGGGUCAGGAGCUGGUGGCCCUGCGGCAGGCCUGGGAGCGAGGUGGGGACCUGGCCCGGGCCCAUGGGCCCUGCCGGCUGGUGAGGACCGAGGCUGGGGUGCCAGCGGGCCCGGGCCUGCAGGCUGCCCAGGUGAUCAGGGUGCUGCAGAGCCGGGAGGCCUGCCUGGAGGAGACGCUGCGCCAGCUCCAGGCCCAGUGUCAGCAGCAGCUGGCCAGGCUGGCGGGAGCCCUGCCCAGCCUCAUCUGGAUCCUGCCUCCUGGACGCUGAGGACACCUCUUGUGACCUGGCCCAGCCUCAGAGGGGCAGAUUCCACGCUCAGUGGCCACAGGGUCGACACAGAAGCAGGAUCCCAGCCUCCGAGCCCUGGGUUCGGCCCCACUUUGGACAGAGCUCGGCCCAGGCCAGCAGCAGCGGAGCUGCCCAGACAUUCCCCAGUCAGGAGGUCGUGGCAAGUCCAGUGAGGUGGCUGUGGGCUUUCAGGGUCCAAGGGGUCUCCGAAGUAGAGGUGGAGGCCACCCUGCAGGGGCUCGGCUGCUGGCUGCGCCUCCACCACACUCUUAGGUUGCUGUCUGGGGGCGGGAGUGGCAGGGAGACCCUGGCAGUGGCGCCUGGACGGGGCAGGGCCUGCAGCACAGGGUGGCGUCAGGGCCCUGGGGGAGGGCAUUGCCCUGGACGCCCUCUGUGUCCCUCAUCCUGGCUGUCAUUGUGCCCCCUGGGUGCGCCUGCGCCUGAGCCUGGCAUGUGCGUGGGGGGCUCCUGGAGCUGGGGGAGGGGUGGUGCGUGGGGUGAGGGGGUGGCCACCGUGGACAGAGGGGCUUUGUCCCUGAGGCUGCUCAGUGAGCGGGGCUCAGUCCUGACAAAGAGCCGUCUGUGUGCAGGGGGUGGGCCCUCGGCUGCUGACACAACGGCCCCCCAGGAGGCGCAGGCGGCCUCAGCCUUGUCCCCUCUCCAGGCUCCCCUCUUCCCAGGGCAGUCCAGUCCCAAAUCCCAGUGGCUGCUGGGCCAGUGAAGGGGCUGGUGGGAGGGCUGCCUCCUGUAGCUGCCAUCUUGGGCCUGCGCCGCGCCCACCCCCGGGGUCUCCUGCCCACCCCCUCCUGCCAGAUGGUCUCCGCUCAGCCUCCCCUGCACACCCCUGAGCCUGUGCUCCUGGGCCAGUCCCCAGGGAGUCCCCAGGCCUGCGCCCACUGUCCUGGCCUGGCACCUCUCUCCACGCCCUUGGCACCACCGCCCCAGCUGCUCUGGGUCCCGUCACUCCCUGCUGGCUCUAGCUGUGGCCCUGCACACGGGGCCAGAUCCUCCACCUGCACCCUCGGGUCCUGUGAGGUCACUCCUGGACCCCUGCAGCCGUGCCCCUACUGCGCCCUGGGCCGUGUGGACUGCCGGCGGCCAGGACAGCCACCGGCCCUCGCACCCCUGAUUGUUAGGAACCUAAAUGAAUAAAUGGAGCUGUCACUUCUCAAA
Phyllostomus hastatus (greater spear-nosed bat) is the source of this 2566-nucleotide messenger RNA. It is a transcript of the gene TEDC1, whose product is annotated as tubulin epsilon and delta complex 1. NCBI's taxonomy places the organism in Eukaryota, Metazoa, Chordata, Mammalia, Chiroptera, Phyllostomidae. The record is from RefSeq and is a predicted model, not a curated record. The transcript has 8 exons. Bases 125 to 1372 code for a protein of 415 amino acids.